AAACUUGACCAUAUAGAGAAGAAAAGAUAAUCUAGAGAGAUAAAGUAGAGUCAUACUGAAUUCAUAACACUAUAUAAAUUAUAAACCUUAAACAGAAAAUAAUUAAAACAUUUUUGAUAUUGAUUUUGAUUUUUAAUAAUGGCCAGUAGAACCAUAUCAAGAUUGCUUUCUCGUUCCAUCAACUUUGUUUCUGCUUCAGGAGGCAGGAGUUAUGGACUUGGCAGAGGAGUUGGUAGAUAUAGUACUAGCUCAGCUGCUGCUCUUGAUGAACCAAUCGUGCCAUCUGUCUCUGUCAACUAUGAUAAGCUUUUAAUUAAUGGACAGUUUGUAGAUGCAGCUUCAGGGAAGACUUUUCCGACAUUGGACCCCAGGACAGGUGAAGUCAUUGCCCAUGUUGCUGAAGGUGAUGCUGAAGAUGUAAAUAGAGCAGUUUCUGCUGCUCGUAAAGCUUUUGAUGAAGGACCAUGGCCAAGGAUGACUGCUUAUGAAAGGUCAAGGAUAUUGUUGCGCUUUGCCGAUUUGAUUGAAAAGCACAAUGAUGAACUUGCAUCACUUGAGAGUUGGGAUAAUGGGAAACCAUAUGAGCAGGCUGCUCAAAUUGAAGUACCAAUGCUUGCACGUCUAUUUCGAUACUACGCUGGCUGGUCAGAUAAAAUUCAUGGUCUCACAGUUCCAGCCGAUGGACCGUAUCAUGUGCAAACCUUGCAUGAACCAAUUGGUGUAGCGGGACAGAUUAUUCCAUGGAAUUUCCCCCUUCUCAUGUAUGCUUGGAAGGUCGGACCAGCAUUAGCAUGCGGCAACACUACUGUUCUCAAAACAGCAGAACAGACUCCCUUGUCUGCUCUCUUUGCAUCUAAGCUGUUGCAUGAGGCUGGACUUCCAGAUGGUGUUCUGAAUGUGAUUUCUGGCUAUGGUCCAACCGCUGGUGCAGCUCUUGCUAGCCAUAUGGAUGUCGAUAAGCUUGCUUUUACUGGAUCAACUGAGACCGGAAAAAUUGUUCUCGAGUUAGCAGCACGAAGCAAUCUUAAGCCAGUAACUUUGGAGCUUGGAGGGAAAUCCCCUUUUAUCAUUUGCGAGGAUGCUGAUAUAGAUCAGGCUGUUGAACUCGCUCACUUUGCUUUAUUCUUUAAUCAGGGCCAAUGCUGCUGUGCUGGAUCCCGCACAUAUGUACACGAGCGUGUCUACGAUGAGUUUAUAGAGAAAGCAAAGGCACGAGCUCUAAAGCGUGUUGUUGGUGAUCCAUUUAAGGGAGGUAUCGAACAAGGCCCUCAGAUCGAUUCAGAACAAUUUGAGAAGAUUCUUAAGUACAUAAGAUCUGGAGUUGACAGUGGCGCUACCCUUGAAGCUGGAGGUGAUAGAUUCGGUUCCAAGGGGUAUUAUAUCCAGCCUACAGUUUUCUCAAAUGUUAAGGAUGAUAUGUUGAUUGCACAAGAUGAGAUCUUCGGUCCAGUUCAGUCGAUCUUCAAAUUUAAGGACUUAAAAGAAGUUAUCCAGAGAGCAAAUAGCACUAGAUAUGGGCUGGCUGCAGGAGUCUUUACACAGAACAUAGACACGGCAAACAUCCUGACCCGAGCGCUGAGAGCUGGAACGGUAUGGAUCAACUGCUUUGAUGUCUUUGAUGCAGCCAUUCCCUUUGGUGGAUACAAGAUGAGUGGAAUUGGCAGAGAAAAGGGUAUCUAUAGUCUCAGCAAUUACUUACAAGUCAAGGCAGUGGUUACUUCUUUGAAGAAUCCGGCAUGGCUCUAAAUACUCGCAAUACUUCCCGCUUCAUACUAAUAAAGUUAAUGGAUUGCGAAAUAAAAUGUGAAGAAGAUCGAGGAGAUGAUAAUGACGAAGAUUAACUGUUUGUUGUUAAGAACUUGAGUUGAAUUUCGCUCUCUCAUCUCAAAUUGCAAACUUAGCACGAUAGCAGGGGCGAUUGUUGCCUAUUAAAGUUAAUAUAAGGGUGUUUAUGCUA
Messenger RNA from Mercurialis annua (annual mercury), 1957 nucleotides. Its product is annotated as benzaldehyde dehydrogenase, mitochondrial. The coding region runs from base 139 to 1746 and encodes 535 amino acids. The transcript has 11 exons. Lineage: Eukaryota; Viridiplantae; Streptophyta; Magnoliopsida; Malpighiales; Euphorbiaceae. Gene Ontology annotation, molecular function: aldehyde dehydrogenase (NAD+) activity. The record is from RefSeq and is a predicted model, not a curated record.